Molecule: messenger RNA, 2912 nt
Organism: Megalobrama amblycephala (Wuchang bream)
Lineage: Eukaryota; Metazoa; Chordata; Actinopteri; Cypriniformes; Xenocyprididae
Exons: 2
Coding region: 67-621 (184 amino acids)
Source: RefSeq, a predicted model, not a curated record
UUUAAAAUUUUACAGAUUUUAUUUAUACUCUAACAACAGCAUUACACAUUAACUAAAGUUUGAAACAUGGGAUCACGAAGAACGGGACCUUUAACAACGUUCCAAGUGCCCAACCAAAGGGAACAUGAAUCACCAUCAUGUGUACUACAAUGCCUGAUCCACCACCAACUCUACGCCAAAGCCGAAAAAUGUGAGUUCCAUCGUACAUCCACUUCAUUCUUGGGCUACAUAAUGAGUCACGAGGGAGUGGCUAUGGACGAGGGCAAAGUAAAGGCGGUGCUGGAUUGGCCUCAACCACGCACACUAAAGGAACUACAGCAUUUCCUGGGGUUCGCCAACUUCUACAAGUGGUUCAUUAGGAACUUCAGUGGCACUGCUGCUCCGUUAACUGCCAUGACCAAACGCAUAUCCUCACGUCUCAUCUGGUCCCAUGAAUCUCUACAGGCCUUUCAGGACCUCAAGGAACGGUUCACCUCUGCUCCCAUUCUCCGCCAUCCAGACCCAGAACUCCCCUUCAUCGUGGAAGACGACGCAUCCAGCACUGGCAUCGGGGCCAUCCUCUCACAACACCACAGGAAUCCUGCCAAAAUGUUUCCCUGUACGUUCUUCUCAUGGAAGUAAUCAGCACCUGAAAGAAAUUACGAUGUGGGCAAUCAUGAGCUGCUGGCUAUGAAGUCAGCAUUAGAGGAGUGGCGAUACUGGUUGGAGGGAGCGCAACAUCCGUUCACAAUUCUCACCGGUCACAGGAACCUGGAAUACUUGCGUUCAGCCAAACGACUAAAUCCCAGACAGGCAAGAUGGGCCAUGUUCUUUAUUAGAUUCCAGUUUACUGUCACAUAUCGACCAGGGUGCAAAAAUACCAAGGCUGAUGCAUUGUCCCGGCAAGUAGAGGAGAUCGAAAUGCCUAACACGAAGGAUCACAUCCUCUCAGAGAAACUGCUAUUCGCUCCAGUCCAAUGGGAUAUCAUGACCGAGAUCGCACACCUCAAUGAACAGAACUCACCACCCCUAGAAUGUCCCCAAGAUGGCACAUUUGUUCCUGCUCCUCUACUCACCAAGCUCCUGCAUCAAGUCCACGCCGGUUCCCAGUUCUGGUCAUCCAGGUAUUACUGCCACAUUCCACCUACUACAAAACCGUUUCUGGUGGUCCACAAUGCUUGCAGAUACCACCCAAUUUGUCAAUAACUGUACAGCUUGCCAUACUUCCAAACCAUCCCGACAACUCCCAGCUGGUCUUCUUCAACCACUACCCAUUCCACAAUGUCCAUGGUCUCACAUCGCCAUCGAUUUUAUCACUGAUCUCCCUGAGUCCCGUGGUAACACAGUCAUCCUCACAGUCAUUGACCUUUUCUCAAAGUCCUAUCGACUCUUUCCACUACCCAAUUGCCCACGGCAUUCAAAACCACAGAGACUCUUUGUGAGUAUGUCUUCCACUUUUAUGGCUUACCUGAAGACAUUGUUUCAGACCGAGGACCACAAUUCACUUCUCAAGUAUGGGCAGCUUUCUUCAAGCAUCUCAAUGUCACCGUCAGCCUCACAUCUGGUUACCACCCUGAAUCCAACGGUCAAACCAAACGCAUGAAUCAAGAACUCAUGAGAUUUCUGAGGACCUAUUGCCAGGAAAACCAAGCCGAUUGGAGCAAAUACCUGAUGUGGGCCGAAUAUGCACAAAAUUCCCUACAGAAACCUGUUACUGGAUUAACUGCCUUCAAGUGUGUACUGGGCUACCAACCUCCACUUUUCCCAUGGUCUGGCGAACUGUCCAACCUCCCAUCCGUAACAGAGUGGCUACAGCGGAGUGAGGAUACCUGGAACCACGCACAUACCCAUUUGCAAGGCGCCAUAAGGAGGCAGGAGGAACAAGCCAAUCGUCAUCAACAUCCCAGUCCUGAAUACACCGUGGGUCAGUGGGUCUAGCUAUCCACAAGGGAUCUUCGCCUCAGACUUCCAUGCAAAAACUCAGUCCCAGGUAUGUAGGGCCUUUCAAAAUCACAAAACAAAUUACUUCAGUGUCAUUUUGGCUUGACUUGCCUUCUAACUAUCGUGUUUCUCCCACUUUUCAUGUCUCGCUUCUGAAACCCUGGUGGUCUGAGGGGAGAGUCGGAGGGGGUCGAAGCCCACAGCCACCCAGCCAUCCUGAUCAAGGGCAAGGAAGUUUAUCAAGUUCGAGAACUACUCAAUUCCAGGUGCCAGGGCAGAAAACUCCAGUAUUUGGACGACUGGGAGGGGUACAAGUGAGGCUCCCGCACUUCCUCCCUCGCACCACCGGAGGGAGUCAGAAAAUAAAAACAAUUUCAUCAGGUGUUGUUGAAUAACUACAAAAAAUGUUUGUUUGUUUUCCAGAGUGGCACCACUCCUUCAAAAUUUGUUUAUGCCAGGCCCUCAGACCACCAGCCUGUUAAGAGUUAACAGUACAGAGGUUAACACUACAAUUAGCUUUUUACCAUCUGAACAUGGUAUUCGAUUCAUUACGCAAAUGAGCUCAUUUAAAUGCAUUAUCUUGGACACACGUUGGGUCACAGGUUAGUCGUAAAUUCCGGAAGGGGACAAUUCAUCACUGUUGAAUUCUCAUGGAGACUAUUUCCUUGGCAUGGUCACAUGCCUCUAAAAAUAAUAUUAAACAAACACUGCAAUCACAAUUAGAUAAAACAUUUCCUUUUUAGGCUGAGUUCUGUCAGGACUUUACUGGAACAUUAAAACUAUAUCCACACAUAGCACUGACGCAAACCUCUGCACAUGAUUUGCUGUCAUAGUUUAACAUAUAUUGAUAAAUUAUGCUAUAUAAAUCUUAAAAAGAAUUACACAUACUAAGUAUGCAUAUGUGCUGGAUUAUUGUGCGUUAUUGUGCGUUAUAUACGUGUAGUGCGUUAUUGACCUUCAUGUCUUUACAUGUCUCAUACAGCUCAGGAGAA